GUAGAGGAACACAUUUACUGUUGACAGCCAUCUGAGUGACAGAAGCAAAAGAACAGAUAAAAAUCAUGGAGGGAGGUGACACAGGUGGAAAGGAAUGAAAAUACAGUGGGCGGGGAGAGGAUACUCUCAGACGGAGAGGAAAAAAAACAGAUAAGAAAAACCGGCAAAGGAAUUUGUGAGAGGAACUGAAAGCAGAGGAGGCCGGUUUAGAGAGGAGGAGCACCGCAGAGACAGGAAGGUUACACAUGCAGAGGAAUUAAACAAAGCUCAGACAGAGCCAGGAGGGGAAAGGUUGGUUAACUGCAGGUCUUUUUUUUACCUUAGCUAAUUACCACUUUGCUCUUACUGCAGCACCAGAAAGGCAGGGAGAAAACAGCAAUCAGAGAGAACAGAAAACGGAGACAAGAAGCAGCCAAGGAGAGAGUACUAACAGCAGUUAAGAAGUCGAGUCAAGAUUAAUUGAGGAAGAGAAACCAAAAGCAGAGACGAGCCUCAGAGGAGCGGAAAAAAGUAAGAAAACAGUAGACGUCCAUUGACAAAGAGGUGAACUCAACUCCACGGACUCCUGACAUCAGCAAAACAAAGGGGGGAAGGAGAGCGGCUGUAAAGAGGUCACUGUGGUCCAUGUGCUGCGUGCCUGAGCAAGUCUACUAUGCAAGCGAGACAACACAGAUAAACAAACCAAAACACAGUGUCUCUGUUCAUCUCCAAAAGACAGUGUUCCCUGCAGCAGCACCAUGUUGAUGAAAGAGUAUCGCAUAUGUAUGCCACUGACGGUGGAGGAGUACAAGAUUGGGCAGCUCUACAUGAUCAGUAAGCACAGCUGUGAGCAGAGCGGUGGGGGCGAAGGAGUGGAGGUGGUGAGGAAUGAGCCGGAUAUUCACCCUCAGCAUGGUCCUGGACAGCUGACCGAGAAGAGAAUCUACCUCACCAGUAAACUGCCGUCCUGGAUUAAAGCUUUUGUGCCACGAGUUUUCUAUGUGACAGAAAAGGCGUGGAACUUCUACCCCUACACCAUCACAGAGUACUCAGUGUCGUUCGUCCCGAGGUUCAGCAUCCGCAUUGAGACAAGGUUCGAAAACAACAACGGCAGUAACAACAAUGUGUUUGGGGACAAGCCAACCCCAGAGGGGGACGUUUGCUUCCUGGACAUCCUAGCUGACCCCAUCCCGGACAAGCACUACAAAGAAUCGGAGGAUCUGAGUCUCUGGCGGUCAAAUAAAACCAACCGAGGGCCUCUGGAGAAAGGCUGGAGGGACAACCACAGCCCCAUUAUGUGCUCCUAUAAGAGAGUGCAGUGCAGCUUCGAGGUCUACGGCUUCCAGACCAGGACGGAGGAUUUCUUGCACAGAAUUGUUAAAGACAUUCUUCUGGUCGGCCACAGGGAGGCAGUCGCGUGGGUUGACGAGUGGCACGGGCUCAGCUUGGAGGAGGUGAGAGAGUACGAGAAAACAAUGCAAGAGAAGACCAACAGCAAAGUCAAAUCCAACCAGAACAACUCAGGCCCACAGGAUUCCUGCGAUCGUCCUGCGAUCUCCCGGUCCAUCUCCGUGACAGACGAGCGUUCCCUGAAGAAGAUGGGAGUGCCGACGGUGGACAUGUCUGACAAGUCAGCCUCCUCUGUGCUGCACUGUCCCAUUCGCCUCAACUCCACCCCGGAGUGAUACCUCUCUGCCCAACGGCAACACAGAAGACAAAGUCUAACUUUGUGUCAAUGCCAGCAGCAACGGUUAUGUGAUGUUAUUUGUCAAAAUGCAACAACAGUCACAGAAGCUCUGCAGGCAUUGUUUAAAAUAAAUAUAUAUUUGGAGUGCAGUUACAUAGGUAUGGAAAGCUAAACGUGCUAAAGUCCAAUAAAUAAAACCUUUUGAAAAUAUUUAUACGUUAUGUUCACAUUAUUAAUAAAUCAUUUGUAUUCACAUUUAUAUUUUCAAUAGUGGCUUAAAAAGGACACUAUCCAAUGAUUUACUUGGGUUUCAUUCAAUGUAUUUCUUAAGUGGUUUUAAUUCAUUUUAAAUUUAUUCUGUCAUUUCGCAUAGUUUGCAUGUUCUCCCGAUGUGUCCAACCAUAAAACAUGUAUGUGUGGUUCACUGGUUGCUCUUAGAAGUGGGUGCAUGGUUGGUUGAGGACUGGUGGUGACCCACUGACCCCUGGUAGAGGCACCAGACCCUCUGUGACUAAGCAAAAGGGAUGGGCUUAUUGGACUCUGGCACUUUUAAAUCUCCAUAUAUGAUAUAUCAGUGCAGCUUUUAACAUCUUUGGAAUUCAAUUGAAAAAUGGCUUGAAAGUAAACUUGAUAGCAGUAAAGUUCUCUUUAUUCCCACAAAAAAAAAAAA
Messenger RNA from Poecilia reticulata (guppy), 2336 nucleotides. RefSeq names its product phosphatidylinositol transfer protein cytoplasmic 1b (gene pitpnc1b). Gene Ontology annotation, molecular function: phosphatidylinositol transfer activity; phosphatidylinositol binding. The record is from RefSeq and is a predicted model, not a curated record. Gene Ontology annotation, biological process: phospholipid transport. Gene Ontology annotation, cellular component: cytoplasm. Lineage: Eukaryota; Metazoa; Chordata; Actinopteri; Cyprinodontiformes; Poeciliidae.